This is a messenger RNA of Quercus lobata, 908 nucleotides long. It is a transcript of the gene CML41, whose product is annotated as calmodulin-like 41. Gene Ontology annotation, molecular function: calcium ion binding. The coding region runs from base 39 to 620 and encodes 193 amino acids. Lineage: Eukaryota; Viridiplantae; Streptophyta; Magnoliopsida; Fagales; Fagaceae. The record is from RefSeq and is a predicted model, not a curated record. The transcript has a single exon.
UCAUGAAAUAAUUCAUUUAAUUUGCCACAAAACCAAUAAUGGCACCAGAUAGAGAUCAGAAGGCCUCUAAAUGGUUUGCCAACAAGAGUGUUAGGUUGAGCCUCGAUUGCCGAGGAGCAAAGUCUGUCUCGACAUUAGACUCUCUUAGAUCUCCAAGAUCUCCUAUGUCGUCGCCACGUACCCCAAAGUUGACAUCAAAGGAAGACGAACUCAAAGAAGUUUUUCGUUACUUUGAUGGAGACGGGGAUGGCAAAAUCUCGGCUUUAGAGCUGAGGGCAUACUUUGGAUCGAUCGGAGAGUACAUGUCGCAUGAAGAGGCUCAAGGGUUCAUUGCUGAUCUCGACUCUGAUGGGGACAACUUGUUGGACUUGGAAGACUUCCUGAAGCUGAUGAAGAGGGAAACUGGUGGUGGACAAGGUGAUGAGGACCUCAAGAAAGCGUUCGAGAUGUUUGAAAUGGAAAAAGGGUCAGGGCGCAUAACCCCAACGAGCUUGCAGAGGAUGCUGCAUCGACUUGGGGACCCGAAAUCGUUCGACGAGUGUACGGCCAUGAUUCGAGUCUAUGACAUCGAUGGCAAUGGAGUGCUAGACUUUAACGAGUUUCAUCAAAUGAUGGCAUAAACGGAUAAGUAUAUAAUAAAAUUGUUGUUAAAGUCUUAAAUGUCAUUGUGUAUAUAAAUCCGAGACGUGAUGAACUCCUAGAUUAGAUGCAUGAUGCUCGUGAUUUCUAAAAGCAAAAAACCUAAAAAAAAAAAAAAUGCAUGAGUACGUGACUCCAUCGUUUCUGGUUGACUUUGCCUCUGCACAAUCACAUGGAACCAAAUUUUUAGCAGUUUAUAAAUGGAAGCCUUGUAAUAAAGUUUGAGUGGUACACUAAUAAUAAUAAAAGCAUGAUUUGGCUUGGUUUGA